GAGGUAGGAAUACAAGGAUAGACUCCAGGAUAAUCUAGAGAUUGAUCUUCGUCAGCUGAAACGGCUGGAUGAGGAAGUUCGAGCGUUGCAUGAGAAGAAUGAGCUGCUCAUUAAAGAAGCCGAGGAACUGCGCGAGAUGAAGCAGAGUUUAGAAAAGGUUCUCCUGGACCAGAAGAAGGUUGCUCAAUACCACCAAACCCUACUCAAGAAAAAAUCCGAUCUGGAGACCAAGAAGGUCCAGUUGAAGAUAUUUCUGGAGGAGGUGAACACGAAGCUGGAGAACAUGGAGCUGACACUGAACCAGCUCAAGGAGGAGAACAGGUGUGUUGGGAAUGUGGGGGUAAACCUGGAGUUACAAGCUGAUAAGCAGCGAAGUAUUUUGCAGACUGAAGAGAGUAUUAAACAACUUCAAAGUGAGAAAUGGCAACUUGAGUUGGAGAUAUAUAGAGACCUGGAGAGUGUAGAGAAGAUCUGUCGUGAAUGUAAUACUAUCAGUAUAGAGAUAGGAUUGAAAUCUGGAGACGAAUUUCUUGCUCUCCCCCCUCCAGCUGUAAAGGAUGGGACGGUUACCCGGCCUCCAGGUUUAUCUACAAUACAGACGGAGCUCUCCAGUCUAGAGAAAGAGCUGAAGAAUAAGAACCAGAUGGAUAACCUGGAGCUAAACAAGAUUAAGACAAGGCUAGAAGCUAACCAGGAUUUGAUGAGGUCUGCCCUCAAGAAGUCUACGUAUUUGAAGGUAGGGGGUGCUAUUGAUAAACUGUGUGAGGUUGAGGGAACCCUAGUGGAAAAGAAGGCAAGGAUUGAAAAAGAAGAAUCCGCUUUAGAUAAGAAAAUUUCAUCCCUCAAGGCUGAGAUGCUUCAGCUUAGAAGUGAUUCACAGGACCACCGAUGA
Molecule: messenger RNA, 892 nt
Organism: Eurytemora carolleeae
Lineage: Eukaryota; Metazoa; Arthropoda; Copepoda; Calanoida; Temoridae
Exons: 9
Coding region: 137-892 (251 amino acids)
Source: RefSeq, a predicted model, not a curated record